Messenger RNA from Morchella sextelata, 318 nucleotides. RefSeq lists its product as uncharacterized. NCBI's taxonomy places the organism in Eukaryota, Fungi, Ascomycota, Pezizomycetes, Pezizales, Morchellaceae. The record is from RefSeq and is a predicted model, not a curated record. Bases 1 to 318 code for a protein of 105 amino acids. The transcript has 4 exons.
AUGAGCAUCAUCAUUCAUCAUAUCACCUUACUACUCCUCUAUUCAACUGUUCUUGAUUUCACAUCCUCCCUUUUUCCCCCAAUCCUCGCCAAGACCCAGCUGGCUGUCAACGUAAAGCUCGCCUACUGGUUGGUAGGCGGUCGGUGUUGUUUGGUUUCCGAUGGAAUCGGGAUCGGGGCGCGGAGAUCGGUCAGGCUAGCUGGCUGUUGGCGUUGUUGCGGUGCGACCCUAGGUACUCUAACUUACCCUCCCUCCCCUCCGCCUCCACCUCCACGGCUAGAAGGAACCAUGGGGGUGAGGGUAGGGAAAGAUAAAUAA